Molecule: messenger RNA, 5022 nt
Organism: Oncorhynchus masou masou (cherry salmon)
Lineage: Eukaryota; Metazoa; Chordata; Actinopteri; Salmoniformes; Salmonidae
Product: histone acetyltransferase KAT2B-like
Exons: 18
Coding region: 171-2552 (793 amino acids)
Biological process (GO): chromatin remodeling; positive regulation of transcription by RNA polymerase II
Cellular component (GO): nucleus; ATAC complex
Molecular function (GO): protein binding; histone H3 acetyltransferase activity
Source: RefSeq, a predicted model, not a curated record
CCUAGUGGAGGAAAAAUGGACCUACAAUGACAAAUAAAAAAAUAGGGAUCAGCGCAUUGAGCUAUAAAAAAAACGGAUCAGCGCCAUGUCUGAUUCUCCAGUAGUGGAAUAGAGAACGGGACACCUAAACCAUUUAAUUCCAGGGUCGGGGAUCCCGUUCGGUCUCGAGGAUGUCCGGGAGCGCAGGGAUUCAGCAGGGCUCCCCGGCCAUCGGUGCAGCGGGAUCGGCGCCUGCGGCUCCGGGAGCCGGGGGAACCGAAGGUUCGGGCGCUACGGUAGGAUCGGCACGAAUCGCCGUGAAGAAGGCGCAGCUCCGCUCCUCCCCGCGCCCGAAGAAACUGGAGAAGCUCGGAGUUUAUUCAUCUUGCAAGGCUGAGGGGGCCUGUAAGUGUAACAGCUGGAAGAGCCAGAACCCCCCUCCCACACCACCCCGUACAGACCAGCAGCCCAACACUUUCAACCUUCAGGACCCCUGCCGUAGCUGCUCUCAUACACUGGGUGACCAUGUAACCCACCUGGAGAACGUUUCAGAGGAGGAGAUGAACAGGCUUCUGGGCAUUGCUCUGGACGUGGAGUACCUGUACACAUGUGUCCACAAAGAGGAGGAUGCUGACACCAAACAAGUCUACUUCUCCCUCUUCAAGCUAUUGAGGAAAUGCAUCCUUCAGAUGGGCAGACCUGUGGUGGAGGCACAGGAGAGUCCUCCCUUUGAGAAACCUAGCAUUGAACAGGGGGUGAAUAACUUUGUCCAGUACAAGUUCAGCCAUCUUCCCUCCAAGGAACGUCAGACCAUCGUGGAGCUGGCCAAGAUGUUCCUAAACCAGAUCAACUACUGGCAGCUGGAGACACCCUCACAGAGACGACAGCGGGCCCCUGCUGAUGAUGCCGCCGGGUACAAAGUCAACUACACCAGAUGGCUGUGCUACUGCAACGUCCCUCAGUUCUGUGACAGUCUACCGCGGUACGAGACGACCCAAAUCUUCGGUCGGACCCUGCUGCGCUCCGUCUUCACUGUAAUGAGGAAACAGCUGCUAGAGCAGGCCAGGCAGGAGAAGGAUAAGCUACCCCUGGAGAAACGCACUCUCAUCCUCACACACUUCCCCAAGUUCCUGUCCAUGCUGGAGGAGGAGGUGUACAGUCACAGCUCUCCCAUCUGGAGUGAAGAAUUCCUGGCUGGAUCCUCAGGAGAACCGAUCCCCAUCCAUACAGUGAUCAGUGCGCCCCCGGUGGCCAGGCCUCUGUACUACAACUCCAGCCCAGUAUCUGUGGACCCAUCCAGCUGUGGCAGUGUCAGUCCUGCCAGGAAGACCGCCUCUGUUCUGGAACCCAGCCCAGGUGGGCAGAAGCGGAAGCCAUCGGAGCCCCUCCCCCAUGAGGAGACUAAGAAGCUCAGGAUUGUCGGGGACAUCCCCAUGGAACUCAUCAACGAAGUCAUGGCAACCAUCACCGACCCCGCCUCCAUGCUGGGACCAGAGACCAGUCUACUGUCGGCCCACUCGGCCCGUGAUGAGGCGGCACGCCUGGAGGAGAGGAGGGGGGUGAUAGAGUUCCACGUCAUUGGGAACUCCCUCAACCAGAAGCCCAACAAGAGGAUCCUCAUGUGGCUGGUGGGCCUCCAGAAUGUCUUCUCUCACCAGCUGCCUCGCAUGCCCAAAGAGUAUAUCACACGCCUCGUCUUUGACCCAAAGCACAAGACUCUGUCGCUGAUCAAAGAUGGCCGUGUGAUCGGAGGGAUCUGCUUCCGGAUGUUCCCCUCACAGAGCUUCACAGAGAUUGUAUUCUGUGCAGUCACCUCCAACGAGCAGGUCAAGGGAUACGGCACUCACCUGAUGAACCAUCUGAAGGAGUACCACAUCAAGCACGACAUCCUCAACUUCCUCACCUACGCAGACGAGUAUGCCAUUGGCUACUUCAAAAAGCAGGGCUUCUCUAAAGACAUCAAGGUUCCCAAGGCCAAGUAUCUGGGCUACAUCAAAGACUAUGAGGGAGCGACACUGAUGGGCUGUGAGCUCAACCCCAGCAUCCCUUACACGGAGUUCUCUGUCAUUAUCAAGAAGCAGAAAGAGAUCAUAAAGAAACUGAUAGAGAGGAAGCAAGCUCAGAUCAGAAAGGUCUACCCAGGACUUUCCUGUUUUAAGGAAGGAGUUCGACAGAUUCCCAUCGAGAGCAUUCCUGGAAUACAAACUGGAUGGAAACCGGUGGGCAAAGGGAAAGAGCUGAAGGAUCCAGAUCAGCUGUACAGCACCCUGAAGACCAUCCUACAACAUGUUAAGAGUCACCAGAAUGCCUGGCCGUUCAUGGAACCAGUGAAGAAGACUGAGGCUCCUGGCUACUACCAAGUCAUCCGCUUCCCCAUGGACCUGAAGACGAUGUCUGAGCGUCUGAAGAGCAGGUACUACACCACGCGGAAGCUCUUCAUGGCCGACAUGCAGCGUAUCUUCACCAACUGUCGCGAGUACAACCCUCCAGAGAGCCAGUACUACAAGUGUGCCAACCUGCUAGAGAAGUUCUUCUACACCAAGAUCAAGGAGGCAGGUCUCAUUGAGAAGUGAAGAGAUGGGAGGGGCUUCAAGGGUGAGGGAGCAAUGGCUUCGGUCUAAUGAUUUUUAAAUGUUUUUGUUUUUAUUUACUUAUUCUUUCUUUUAUUUUUCUACUGCGUUCAACCAGAAAAAGAGAGAGCUAUAUAUCCAGUAGGAAGAAUGAUUUUAGGUUAAUCAGUAUACUAUCCCUUGCCCCACUCAGGAAAACAGAAGUCCUAGAUAGAAACUCCCAUCUGUUCAGCUAACACAACCCUCCAUCUGUUCAGCUGACCCAACCCUCCAUCUGUUCAGCUAACCCAACCCUCCAUCUGUUCAGCUAACACAACCCUCCAUCUGUUCAGCUAACCUAACCCUCCAUCUGUUCAGCUAACCCAACCCUCCAUCUGUUCAGCUGACCCAAUCCUCCAUCUGUUCAGCUAACCUAACCCUCCAUCUGUUCAGCUAACCUAACCCUCCAUCUGUUCAGCUAACCUAACCCUCCAUAUGUUCAGCUAACACAACCCUCCAUCUGUUCAGCUAACCUAACCCUCCAUCUGUUCAGCUAACCUAACCCUCCAUCUGUUCAGCUAACACAACCCUCCAUCUGUUCAGCUGACCCAAUCCUCCAUCUGUUCAGCUAACCUAACCCUCCAUCUGUUCAGCUAACCUAACCCUCCAUCUGUUCAGCUAACACAACCCUCCAUCUGUUCAGCUAACCUAACCCUCCAUCUGUUCAGCUAACACAACCCUCCAUCUGUUCAGCUAACCUAACCCUCCAUCUGUUCAGCUAACACAACCCUCCAUCUGUUCAGCUAACACAACCCUCCAUCUGUUCAGCUAACCUAACCCUCCAUCUGUUCAGCUAACCUAACCCUCCAUCUGUUCAGCUAACCUAACCCUCCAUCUGUUCAGCUAACCCAACCCUCCGUCUGUUCAGCUAACCCAACCCUCCAUCUGUUCAGCUAACCCAACCCUCCAUCUGUUCAGCUAACCUAACCCUCCAUCUGUUCAGCUAACACAACCCUCCAUCUGUUCAGCUAACCCAACCCUCCAUCUGUUCAGCUAACCUAACCCUCCAUCUGUUCAGCUAACCCAACCCUCCAUCUGUUCAGCUAACCUAACCCUCCAUCUGUUCAGCUAACCUAACCCUCCAUCUGUUCAGCUGACCCAACCCUCCAUCUGUUCAGCUGACCCAACCCUCCAUCUGUUCAGCUGACCCAACCCUCCAUCUGUUCAGCUGACCCAACCCUCCAUCUGUUCAGCUAACCCAACCCUCCAUCUGUUCAGCUGACCCAACCCUCCAUCUGUUCAGCUGACCCAACCCUCCAUCUGUUCAGCUGACCCAACCCUCCAUCUGUUCAGCUAACCCAACCCUCCAUCUGUUCAGCUAACACAACCCUCCAUCUGUUCAGCUAACACAACCCUCCAUCUGUUCAGCUGACCCAACCCUCCAUCUGUUCAGCUAACCCAACCCUCCAUCUGUUCAGCUAACACAACCCUCCAUCUGUUCAGCUAACCCAACCCUCCAUCUGUUCAGCUAACCCAACCCUCCAUCUGUUCAGCUGACCCAACCCUCCAUCUGUUCAGCUGACCCAACCCUCCAUCUGUUCAGCUGACCUAACUCACAUGUAAGAUGUCACAUCUGUGAAGAACUGGACUGUCUGAGAGAUAUGGGGAGGGAUAGUCAGUUACUCAGCCAUUCAUAUGGUGUUACUGGGUCGUAAUGGUGUAGGGUGAAAAAAACCUAGACUAAUGGUAAAGGUUAGGAUUAGGGGAGGGGAAGCUGAUCCUAGAUCUGUACCUAGGGGUAACCUCUCCCUGGAACCAUAGUAAUCUGACUUGUUUUAUUUGUAUGUGCGUGUUACGAGUGACGUCAGAUGAGGUCUGUCCCAGAAUUUAUGAGGGCAAAAUUUGUAUGUAUGUUACUAGAGAGUUCAUCCUGCCAAAAAAGGAAAAUUAUAUUUUAAAUCUGUAUGUAUGAAUUUUAACAAUUGUAAACCUCUUGAAUUACUUGCUGUAUAUUUUUCCUGGUUUGUUUUUAAACUGAAAGGAGGGGAAGCCCUUCAUGCUGGUCCAUGUAAAAAGUCCCAUAGGGCAAAAGGUGACCAUGGAAAUGCACUUAUUUAUUUUUUCAAGCAACUAUUCAGCAUCACAUGGUGAGAGCUUUUUUGUUUUCCAUUGAGAUGUUCCGUCUUUUGAGAAAAGCACUAUGAAAUAAUGGCUAAUUUUAACUAUGUAGAGUUUCUCCUUAUUUAUGUGCUGUAAUUUUUAAGGAAUAAUGCUUAAUAAAAUAAUUUAUUCUGUCUUAUUAUUUCUGUCUAGACGAUUGAUAUCUUUGUACUUUGAAGAUAAAAUAAAAAAGAUUGUGCAAUACUAUGUAGUUUUGCUGUUUUGUAUAGAAGAUGUUUGUACUUUUUCAAACUUUAGGAGAAACCUGGAUUUUGUAAUAAUGGUUUGAAUGACAGACUAUUUUAUAGACUGAUUAAAAUAGAAGUGAAUCUAA